UUCAUGCAGCGCUGCAACCUUUGUAUGCACAGCUGUGGACACUGACCCUGUCGAUUUCUGUCCUCGCCGUCCGUAACCCCCAUAGCCUCCGUGCUCCCCACACCUCCCAUGGCGCUUCCGCUCCCAAAGCCCUAGCCUCCGAAUCCUCACCUCCCUCCCGUCCGCCCGCCCGCUCGCGGCCACCGGCUCCCACCUCGCCCGGCCUGCGAGAGCCAGGGCGAGGCCAUGGAACACCACCACAAGCCCGGCCUGCGCGUGCGCCUCCGCAUCACCGCCGCGCGGCGCCGCGCGUGGCUCUCCGCCGGUCUGCGCUCCACCUGCCGCAAGCCGCCGCGCCGCGACCCCUCGGACUCCGUCCACAAGGUCGCGCGCCGCGAGAUCGGCGGCGGCCACCGACGCCCGCCGCGGCCCGCGGCGCCCUCCUCCUCCGCAUUCUCGUGCCCCGAGAAAUUCCGCAACUUCCAGCUCCAGGAAGAAUACGACACCUACGAUGACGAGGUCCAUUUUCUUGUCCAGUUGCCAUUUUUGUGGACCAGAACAAAAAUUAUUGAAAUUGUUGCAGCAAAGGAUGUUAUAUUUGCACUUGCACAAUCAGGUCUAUGCGCUGCAUUUAAUCGAACAACAAACAAACGCAUAUGCUACUUGAAUAUAAGUCCUGAUGAAGUUAUUAGGAGCUUGUUUUACAACAAGAACAACGAGUCACUUAUCACCGUUUCAGUUUAUGAAUCAGACCGUUUCAGUUCAUUGAAGUGCAGAACAACACCUAUAGAGUACAUCAGAAGAGGUCAACUGAAUGAUGGAUUUCCUUUAUUUGAAACUGAAUCACUAAAAUAUCCUGGCUUUGUUGAGUUUGAUGAUGUUAAUGGCAAAGUAUUGACCUUUUCAGCCCAAGAUAGUACUUACAAAGUUUUUGAUCUAAAGAACUACAACUUUCUGUACUCCAUAUGCGACAAGAACAUCCAGGAAAUAAAGAUAAGUCCUGGAAUCAUGCUCGUGAUUUAUCAGAAGACAAACUAUCAUGUUCCACUGACUAUAUUGUCAAUUGAGGAUGGAACUCCACUGAAAACCUUCAAUCAGUUGCUUCAUCGAAAUAGAAAGGUUGAUUUCAUUGAGCAGUUCAAUGAAAAGCUUCUUGUGAAGCAAGACAAGGAAAAUCUCCAGAUUAUCGAUGUUAGGAACUCCGACCUAAUUGAAGUCAACAAAACUGAGUUCAUGACUCCCUCAGCAUUCAUCUUUCUCUACGAAAACAAUCUAUUCCUGACAUUCUGCAAUAGGACAGUUGCAGCCUGGAAUUUUCGUGGAGAGCUAGUUACAUCGUUUGAGGACCAUGAGUUGUGGCAUCCUAACUGCAAUACAAAUAACAUAUACAUCACUGCUGACCAGGACUUGAUUAUCUCAUAUUGCAAAAUUUCAAAGCAGAGCACAGAUUGUGCUGACAGUGAAGCUGGAGAAGUUUCAUCCAUGGGAUCAAUUAACAUGAGCAACAUCUUUACUGGAAAGUGCGUAGCCAAGAUCUCCCCCAGUGACCCUACUCUCACAAUUGCUCCUCGAAAGAGAGGCGGCAACAGCAGAUCUACCAUCCACAGCACUGUCCCGGAAGCUCUUGAGGACAUCACUGCUCUCUUCUACGAUGAGGACCGCAAUGAAAUCUACACUGGAAACAGCAAAGGCUUGGUGCAUGUCUGGUCAAACUAACCUUGACAUCCACCCCCUACCUUGUACAUACCCCUUGCACCUGUACUCGUUUUUCCUUAUAGAACAAAGAUGAAAUUCCUGUCUGAUUAUAGCGGGAGUGUAACUUCCCAGACAUAUAUCAUUGGUAGAAGAAUCUGAUGUAGAAUAUGUUUUUGUGUAAUGUAUCUUGGCGAAAAGGUUUUCACAUAAAGCGGUUUAUUCCAAAAUC
This is a messenger RNA of Sorghum bicolor (sorghum), 1903 nucleotides long. RefSeq lists its product as uncharacterized. The coding region runs from base 226 to 1695 and encodes 489 amino acids. Lineage: Eukaryota; Viridiplantae; Streptophyta; Magnoliopsida; Poales; Poaceae. The transcript has 8 exons. Gene Ontology annotation, molecular function: protein binding. The record is from RefSeq and is a predicted model, not a curated record.